AUGGCCGACGCAGUAACUCUCUACACCUAUUUCCGCUCCUCCUGCUCCGCCCGACUGCGGAUAGCCCUGCAUCUGAAGGAAAUCCCCUUCAAAUCAGUGCACGUGAACCUCCUGAAGGGCGAGCAAUCCACACCAGCUCACUUGGCCAUCAAUCCAUCAGGCACAGUCCCAGCUCUUGUAAUCCAGCGCGAAUCAAAGUCUGUCACCAUCACACAGUCUCUGGCUGCCCUCGAAUACCUCGCAGAAGCAUUCCCAGAGAAGGGACCUGCUCUGCUACCCCCGGCUUCGGACCCAGAGACCCGCGCCAUCGUGCGCACGCUGUCAGACAUUAUCUCAUGCGAUAUCCAGCCUGUCACGAACCUCAGGAUCUUGAAGCGAGUUGGACCUCUGGGUGUGGACCGUGCUGUCUGGUCGAAGGAUUUGAUGGAGGAUGGAUUCAGGGCUUAUGAGGCUCUUGUGAAGGGGACUGCGGGGAAGUUUAGCGUCGGGGAUUCUAUUACAAUUGCGGAUAUCUGCUUGAUUCCUGCUGCGUGGGGCGCUCAACGAUUCGAUGUUGACUUGGAGCAAUUCCCAGUUACGAAUGCGAUUGUGAAGAAUCUGGAGCUGGAGGAGGCUGUUAAGAAGGGUCACUGGAGGGCCCAGGAUGAUACUCCUGAGGAGUUUCGCGUGAAGGAGUAA
Messenger RNA from Penicillium paradoxum, 678 nucleotides. It is a transcript of the gene maiA, whose product is annotated as maleylacetoacetate isomerase MaiA. The transcript has a single exon. NCBI's taxonomy places the organism in Eukaryota, Fungi, Ascomycota, Eurotiomycetes, Eurotiales, Aspergillaceae. Gene Ontology annotation, molecular function: glutathione transferase activity; maleylacetoacetate isomerase activity. The record is from RefSeq and is a predicted model, not a curated record. Gene Ontology annotation, biological process: L-phenylalanine catabolic process; glutathione metabolic process. Gene Ontology annotation, cellular component: mitochondrion; cytoplasm. Bases 1 to 678 code for a protein of 225 amino acids.